AUGUUCCGUCCGCUGCGACAGGUGUUGGAGCUGAGAAGGUUUGUCAAUGUUAACAAACAACUACAUCAAGUUGCUCGCCGGGUAACUACAGCUGGUUAUGAUGAGCAAGUGUCAGGUGUUCGCCUGGUAACUUCGAGUAAUCCCAAGUUUGCUUCGUUGGAGUUGGAAAUGGGUAGGGUAACAUUUUUGCUAAUUUAUAGUGUAGAUUUAUAAUUUUUAAAAUUUUUUUUAAAAAUAGUUUUACAUUUGUAAAAAAUGGCAUUUAGCAUGAAAAAAUAUCAUUUCCAAGGACUUUUUCACAAAAAAUUGAUUAAAAAAGCAGAUUUUAGGUAAUAAAGUUAAUAUUUUUUCUAUUUUAUUAUUUUUUAUAUUCAGAAGACGCCGAAUCUCUUCGAAUUCCAUUGGUCUGGCUUCGUGAUCAUUGUAGAAGUGAGCGAUUCUAUGAUUUCAAGACCACUCAACGCAAGUCAAACAUGAAAUCCUUGUUUUCUCAAGCAGCGUUGAGCACGGAUAAGUAUGUUUUUUGAAGUUAUUACUUUGAUUUAAUAUAUGUUUUAUGAAGACUAUUUUUUACUGCGUAUUUACUAUCUAAAGGCCCAAAAAUAUCAUGUUUUUAUGCUUUUAGGCUGAUUUUCGAUGUUUUUAGGUAAUAAACCACUUUUUAAACAAUUAAUAAAGCAUGGUGUGGUCAAAAGGUUAUUAGAAUAUCUUGAAAAAUGGUAUUGAAAGUUCAUAAAAGUUGAGUUAAAGCCCGUUUUGUUCCGUUUAUCAACAAAUAUCUUAAGUAUAAGGUUGUAUAAAAAAUGAUGAGCUAUGUCGCUCAUAAAGAUACGCGGUUCAGUAUCUCAUUGAUUUUGAUACAACUUAAUAUAGCAUGAAAAACCUUUAAAAAUAAUUUGAAAAUUCUUCCAGAACACCAUUUGAAUUCGACAAGAAGCACCAAACCCUAAUAGUACGAUGGAGCGAUGGCCAUGAGAGUAUCUUCAGCUCACAAGAACUACUCGAUUGGGCAGUCUUCACUCGCAAAGAUUAUGACGAAUGUGCGUCGAGAACGGUCUGGAACGGCUCAACGUUGAAGGAGAUCCCAUGUGUUUCUAGGUAAAAUAUGGUUUUUAAUCUUUUUACUGUGAUAUCUUUUUAAAAAGUGAAAAUAAAAAUAGAUUACUGUAACCUUUUAAAAAUUUCAGUCAAAAUUUUGAUUUUUCUGUGUUCGCCCGACUGUUCGUCAGAUUUGGUGUGGCAGCUGUGGUCGGGGUGGAGGCUCGGAAUGAAAGAGCGACAAAGAAGCUGGUCGAGUCGAUAGCUCCAUAUCACGCCACAUUCUUCGGCAACUUUUGGGUUUUUGGCACAAAUGAUCAGGUAAGUAAUUUUUUUACUUUGUAAAAUACGUUUUGGCAAAGUUCUAUCUUGGAAAGAAAGUUCUUGUCAUUUUAACGCUUGUAAAGAAAUUUUUUGUAAUUUUUAGUAGUGUAAAGAAAGUUAUUGCCAUUUUAGAUUUUAAAAAAUACGAAAAUUUAAAAAAACGUAGUUCUACAAACUUUUUGACCACAUUUUUCAUUUUCAGUUAGACGCUUACGAUAAACACGAAGACACAGCCUACGGUAACGAAGAGAUUGGUCCUCACAACGACGGCACUUACCUCGAGCAAACCCCCGGCAUCCAGGUGUUACACUGUCUGCGACAAGCCAAAGAAGGCGGGGAGAACAUCUUUGUAGACGGAUUCGCUGCGGCCGAACAAUUGCGAAAAGAACGACCUGACCUGUUCGACGUCUUAGCGACAACUCCAGUCGAACAUCACUACCUAGAAGGCUUCGACGAGCCUGUGGUCGAGGACGACUUCUUCGACGAACACCCGAGCACGAUGAAGAACGACAAGAAGCAGAAGUUGCACGCCCGGAGUGUGAGCAAGCCCAUCAUCCAGUGCUUUAAACACAAGGUUGAGCAAGUCCGCUUCAAUCCCUACGAUCGUGCACCGCUACGCACGCUACGAGUCGUGGAGCUGGAUGCUAGUGCGGCAGAACGGAACGUUGAGUUGACUGUGCUUUGGUACGAGGCUUAUGAGAAGUUGUCGCAGAUCAUUCACUAUGAGAACAACAAGUUAAAGGUCAAGUUACAGCCAGGCACGGUGGUCUUCUUCGAUAAUACGAGGAUUCUGCAUGCGAGGAGCGGGUUUGAGGUAGGUUUUUAGGUAAUAAAGGGGCUUUAGAGUACUGUAUUUUAAGUAACGUUGCUUUACUAAGGCUACACAAUAGAUUUUUUUUAGUUUUAAAGGAAAUUAUAGCCGUUUUCAUCAUGAAUAAUAUAAAUUUAAAAACCGUAUUUUAGGGCCAUCGCAAGAUGUGUGGCUGUUAUUUGAGCCGCGACGGUUUCCUAGCCAAAGCGCGGCCGUUGUUGACAUCAGAUUACUAUAAACAUAUAUGA
Molecule: messenger RNA, 2421 nt
Organism: Bursaphelenchus okinawaensis
Lineage: Eukaryota; Metazoa; Nematoda; Chromadorea; Rhabditida; Aphelenchoididae
Source: the annotation of a GenBank genome assembly